This is a messenger RNA of Dendronephthya gigantea, 1369 nucleotides long. Its product is annotated as small glutamine-rich tetratricopeptide repeat-containing protein beta-like. Gene Ontology annotation, cellular component: TRC complex; membrane. Lineage: Eukaryota; Metazoa; Cnidaria; Anthozoa; Malacalcyonacea; Nephtheidae. Gene Ontology annotation, molecular function: protein binding; molecular adaptor activity. Gene Ontology annotation, biological process: post-translational protein targeting to endoplasmic reticulum membrane. The record is from RefSeq and is a predicted model, not a curated record. Bases 16 to 1113 code for a protein of 365 amino acids. The transcript is spliced from 12 exons.
UAAAAAAGCAUACAAAUGUCUUCGCAGCACUUAGUAUUUUCAUUUCUGGAAUUUUUGAGUUCCGAGCUUGGAUCUCGCUCGGAAGAUGAGCGAGAAAGUUUAGAAGUUGUGAUGGAGUGUUUAGAAAGAGUCUACAAAGUUUCACUGACAAAUCCUGCUGAUGUGUCUAGGUUUCACACUGAAAAACCUCUGACAGAAAUUUUUGAAUCAACUGCCACGAAUCAAACAUCCGCUCGUCAGUUUCCAACUGAUGAAGAUAGAGAAGAAGCAGAAGAGUUUAAGACUCAAGGAAAUAAUCUUAUGAAAGAUGGAAAGUUUGAAGAUGCAAUUGAAUGUUAUGACAAAGCUGUUAAGUUAGAUUGGACAAAUGCUGUAUACUUAUGUAACAGAGCAGCAGCAUACAGUAAAUUAGGUCAUCAUGAAGAAGCUGUCAAAAACUGUAAACAAUCUUUGGAACUUGACCCAAAUUACGGCAAGGCUUAUGGUCGAAUGGGAACAGCAUACAUGGCUUUAGAAAAAUAUCAAGAAGCUAGGGAUAGCUUUGCAAAGGCUAAAGAAUUAGAUCCUGGCAAUGUACUUUACUUAAACAAUUUGGAGACAGCAGAGGAGAGAUUACAACAAGCCAAAGAAAGGUCAUCAUCACAGGGAAUGGCUGGACAACCAUCAAAUUUUAUGAACUCACUAUUUUCUAACCCUGGAAUCAUGAACAUGGCAUCACAGUUUAUGGCAAAUCCACAGAUGCAACAAAUGAUGACCAAUAUGAUGUCAGGCUUCCCUGGUAUGACUACUGGUGAUGAUCAGCCAGGUCAACAACCUACGAGUCAGCCUGCAGGUCAGCAACCUACGAGUCAGCCUGCAGGUGGUCAGCCUGAUUCUGCGGAUACAACGACACCAGAAAGCAACCCUGGGAGUGAAGGAACUAACCCGGCACCAGCCGCCGGUGCUGGAGGGUACACGAACAUUUUUCAGUUUGCCACACAGAUGGCAGAACAAUUGCAGCAAAGUAAUCCAGAACUAGUUAACAAUCUCCGACAAAGCAUGCAGAAUAUACGCCGAGACAAUACAGGCCAAAGCGAUGAUGCAGAAGAUCCAAAUAAAAACGGAAAAGAAUAGGAUGUACACAAUAGAAGCAACAGAGUUAUGGAUUGUAUUUUAUCAUUGGGGAUGAACAUGGUCAUGGACUCGUCAUAUUAUCGCGUUCUAGCUCACCGGCUUUAUUUGUACUUGAUAUUCAACGCAUAUUCUGCCUUGCACACAUGAAAUCACAAUAUUGUAUUCCUUUACCAAAUGGGACUUGCCUUCAGAUAACCAUACCUAAUCUCUUCCGAAGAUGAUAUGACUAAUGCUGUACGACUUUAGAUUAAGUAUU